Messenger RNA from Thermochaetoides thermophila DSM 1495, 1092 nucleotides. RefSeq lists its product as uncharacterized. The transcript is spliced from 2 exons. Gene Ontology annotation, molecular function: endonuclease activity. Gene Ontology annotation, biological process: maturation of 5.8S rRNA; maturation of LSU-rRNA. Bases 1 to 1092 code for a protein of 363 amino acids. Lineage: Eukaryota; Fungi; Ascomycota; Sordariomycetes; Sordariales; Chaetomiaceae. The record is from RefSeq and is a predicted model, not a curated record. Gene Ontology annotation, cellular component: Las1 complex; preribosome, large subunit precursor.
AUGGUUCAGUAUAUAUUCACACCUUGGCGCAACCGCGCCGAGCUCCUCGCUGUUCGCGCACAGUUUUACCCAGAACAUACCUCAAAAACACACUUGAAGAAGCAUCAUCAAUCAACAUUUCAAGACGACGAGCACAUCCGCUCCGAGAAGCAAAAAGCAGUCGCCCGCGUAUCCAUGUGGAUGCAGCGCGGCGGCUGUCCUCACAUGGUCGAGUCGACUGCGCUUCUGGUCGCUGCAAUUCUGAGCGACGAGGCCCAGGGCUCGGGUGCCGCGGGGGGGUAUGCCGUGCGCGCGGCGUACUCUGCAGCCUUUAGCCGAUUCGUCACUGGUCUGCUGGAUUCUCAUCAGGACAAGCAGCGCAAGCAGUCUAUGUAUGACGUAGCCAAAGCGGUUGGGUUACCAGCUGCUUUUGUUGAGCUGAGGCAUCAGGCUACGCAUGAGCAGUUGCCAAGUUUGACGAGGUUAAGGUCGGCUGCACGCAGGGCGCUAGAAUGGAUUUGGUGGUAUUACUGGAAGGGACUGGGCCCCGUGGAUAUGGUCCAGCGGGGUGUGAACGGGAAAGGGGUUGCGGGGGUAGGGGACACAAGUGAGAGUGAGGAGAAAGAUGUGGGGGAGGAAGGUGGUGAUGCUGCCGCUAGGUGUCGCGAGGGGGUAGUGCGACUUCUGGAGAGUGACGUGCGGGUUGGAGGGGAAGCCAUUAAUGGACCUGGGAAAGAGGAGCUAUUGGCUGAGUUUGGUGAAGCAUUGGUUCUGACAACAUUAGAUGCUGCUGCGGGGAACACGCGCGAUGUUGGGGUGUUGCGGCGGGCAAUCGGGCUGAUGAGAGAGAUUGUGAACGGAGGGGAUGAAGAUUGCAUGCAACUUGAGAACGGAAAGGGCAAUAGGGAUGUUGAAAAGCUCAAAGAGGAGUUGAAGAAAGGGUGGGAGGAAAUUAAAAGGUUAGCGCAAGAGAAAGAGGACAGCGGGGACGACCAGACUGAGGACGAAGAUGUGGAUAUGGAAGCUGAAGAGGAGGAUAAGAAGGAACAGCAGUCGGGCUGGGUGCUGUAUGAUGAAAAGGAGUGGGUGCCCAAGCCAAUAGGCAUUGUCUAA